Caenorhabditis remanei is the source of this 957-nucleotide messenger RNA. RefSeq lists its product as uncharacterized. The transcript has 7 exons. Lineage: Eukaryota; Metazoa; Nematoda; Chromadorea; Rhabditida; Rhabditidae. Bases 1 to 957 code for a protein of 318 amino acids. The record is from RefSeq and is a predicted model, not a curated record.
AUGCUCAAUACUGUUCUGAUUAUGCUUCUUGUGCCUACAGCGGGGCUAGGUGCGAGAUACAACUCGCAUCUUGUGAAAGGAUGGUCAAACUCUGAUUGUGUUCGGCCUUGGCAACAAGCACAAAUGAGUAAACCUACUUUGAGAAUACCAUCGAGAGCUAUUGAAUGUCAUCCAGAUGAUCAUAACUGUCCGGCAGGAAGAAAUCCGGUGUGUCAAUACUCAUUACGCAGUCAGAAAUACGUCUGCUGUGAAGACAAGAAGGAUGCCGAUAUUCCGACGUGCCCGAAGUACUACGAGACUCUUUUGUUACCAUGCGGCAAUUCAGUUGAAUCACAAUGUCCACGAGGUUAUCGUUGCCUGGGCAGUCUUGGGGAUGAUUCCAUCAAACUUUGCUGUAAACCAAAUAGAACAUUAGAGUACAGAGAACCAGAACACACUUUCCGAGAGAAUCGAAUUGUUCCACGGCUUCUCCCAAUUGCUCCUGCUUAUGAACUCAUUGCCACAUUCAGUGACGAACAAAUUACGAUGGGACAACUUUUCGAUGCUUCAAUUAUAGAUAAGCUCGCUGAUCCACCAAUAAUGUCUGCUGGAGUUGAGUUACAAGAUGAAAAACUCUACACAAUCAUUUUAGCAGAUGCAACAUCCAAGGCUGUCACUUGGCUGGUUGCAAACAUUGCUGCCUUUGAUGGACAACUUGAAAUUCACAGAAGAACUAAAUCUGCAGUUUCUUACCAGCCACCAGAUUCUACUGAUAAACCUGUCGGCAUGCACACUAUGAUUCUGGCUUUGUUUGAACAGCACGACACUUGGACGCAGAAGGAUCUAGCCAGAAUAGCAAUGGAUGACUUUCACUUCGGUGAAUGGCUCGAAGAAUACGCGCACGUGCUACCAGGACAGCCACUUGCAGCAACAUUCUACGGGUUUUCUACAAAGAACGAUGAUAGAAAGAGGAUUUGA